Hippocampus zosterae (dwarf seahorse) is the source of this 2631-nucleotide messenger RNA. It is a transcript of the gene dcp1b, whose product is annotated as decapping mRNA 1B. Gene Ontology annotation, biological process: deadenylation-independent decapping of nuclear-transcribed mRNA; deadenylation-dependent decapping of nuclear-transcribed mRNA; positive regulation of catalytic activity. Gene Ontology annotation, cellular component: P-body. Lineage: Eukaryota; Metazoa; Chordata; Actinopteri; Syngnathiformes; Syngnathidae. The record is from RefSeq and is a predicted model, not a curated record. Gene Ontology annotation, molecular function: mRNA binding; enzyme activator activity.
AUCGUGAAUGCUGUAAGUCGACUACUCACGCCUGCUUGUUUACAAUUUUUUGCCCUGUUGACAUUAACGCGGCUCUUGGCAGUCGUAGCUAUAAAACGCCCCGAUCUUUUUAAAAAAAAUCACCGUUCGGUCAACAGUUUUAAUAAUUCCUCGCAUCGCAUCUCCUUCAGCUCGUCUUUUUUUUCUACUUUGAUUUCGCCCCUCUUCCCCUCUUUUAGCCGCCGAUGCUAACUAGCGAGCUAAAGUCUCCGGAAAGGGAACAAUGACGGCGACUUGCGCCGACGGCGGCGGAGGUUUAAGCUCGAAAGGACUGGAUAUCAGCCUGGCCGCUUUGCAAAGACACGACCCGUACAUUAAGACCAUCGUGGACGUGGCCAGCCAGGUGGCCCUGUACACGUACAAUAACCGAGCCAAUGAGUGGGAAAAGACUGAAGUGGAAGGCACUCUGUUCAUCUACACAAGGCAAGCUGCAUCGACAAACACAACUUCCUGUCUUUCGUUUGUCAGCACACAACAGACUUUUUUUUUUUUGGAGAACCUGACCGAGCCCAUCACCAAAGACCUGGACUUCCAACUCCAGGACCCCUUCUUGCUCUACCGCAACGCACGGCUGGUCAUCCACGGCAUUUGGUUCUACGACAAGGCCGACUGCCGGCGAAUAGCCCAGAGGAUAAAAACUCUGAUCCAGCAGGAGCAGGCGGUGGUGCAAGGUGGCUGGCUGCCCCCUGGUGGAGGUGAAGGUGUCGUGCAGGAUGAAGGGCGGGCGGUGGACAUCAUCCAGAUGCUGACCAAAGCUCACAGCCAGUACGACAAGGAGAAGGCGACAUGCGAGCCCAAAGAGAUUGGCGGCAGCGGCGUUCUUUUCGGGAAGCCCAACCUCAUCAAACCAAUCCCCGUCAAGCCCACCACUCAGGACGACGACGCGAGCGAGUCCAAACCGCUCUCCCUGGCCACGUUGUUUGGCUCUCAUCAUCAGCCCUCGCCCAAAGCGGAUUCCGCCUCUCCUUCCGCCGCGCCCGUAGCAAGAAAAGCCUCUCGCCCUCCCGUCGCCCGCACCUUGACCUACGAAACCUCGGCACCCAAGGCAAUCACCCCGACGGAAGACGUUUCGCCCCGUCAUCAGAACUGCCCGGCCAUCCUCAAGCUCAUGCAGGGGCAGAGGGCGGCGCCCGGCGGGGUCCUUCAGACGCUGUCCGAGUCCCCGGAGAACCGGCUGGUCGACAACGGCGUCCCGCUGGACCCCCACCACCACCACCACAUGUACCACCAUCAGAUGCACCAUCAGCACCAACUCGAUCCAAUCAAGAGGCUCUUCCAAAACGCCCCCGCUCCUUGUUGCGCUGCGCCGUGUUCGCACCAGCAAGCGUUUUUCGGGCACUCCAAGCAGCCACAUCCAGGUGCGCCUCCGCACAUCCCUGGCGUGCUUUCCCCGCACGAGCUGGUCCACAAGCUGCAGCUGGUCCAGCAGGAGCAAAGCCAGGCCCCGCAGGAAGCGCCACGCCUUGGCCCUGCGCUGGCCCCGCGCUUCCAGGUGCCCUCCAGUGUUGCCGUGGCGGCCCCGAAGGCGGCGCUCCAGUUUCAGGCGCCUUCACCGCAGAGGAUACCCGCCACUGUGGCCCCGACGUUGCUCCUCUCCCCCAGCGUCUUCUCUCAGAAGAAAAGUGGAGUUCUGUCGAAAAGCCAGCUCCAGGCAACCUUACUGCACUUGAUCCAGACGGACGGCUCCUUCCUGGACACCAUCUACGAGGCUUACGUCGGGAAUUUUUGCUAACCCCAUCAGCGGCGAGGACCUUUUUUGGGGACUGGAUGCGGCACUAAAACCUAAACCGGCAUCAUAAAAAGCUGUCACGACAAAUCCGAACACAAAUGGCUCUCUUUUCUGGGAAUAAAGCACACAUAAACGAUACAAUACAAUACAUGCUGAUUUAUAUAGCGCUUUCACAACAGCGGCAACAAAGCGCUGAACAAAACACGCUUAACAAAAAAAAUUCACAACGGGGAUGAAAUAUGAAACAAAGUUCUAGUUGACAAUCUCUGAAGAAGGAAUUAGGCUUAAAAGUUGAUGUAGCAUUUUAUUGUUUUGAACAUGACACAAAUUGUACAAUUGGCACAUAGCAAAAAACUAAAAAAACUAACGUUUGCUAGAAGUAUUUUACCUACACGUGGUUCAUAGUAUUAUGCCAUUCCAAGCUUUUUUCAUGUCUAAACGACAUAAAUCAAGCCGCACUACCUCGCAGAGAGCAAAGUUUUCUACGAACUGCAUUUCAAAUGGAAUGUUACACCACACAAAAUUCAAACUUUAGCUGUUCCAAUGGCACAGAAAUAAGCAAUAACAUGAUGGCAUUGCAAGAUGCACGCAUUUACCUGGUUCGUAAUGAAGAAAGAUUUAAAAUGGGGCGGGGGAUUGGGGGGGGCUAAUGUUUAUACUUGCAGUUAACCAGCAUGCAACGUUAAAAUGAAAGAGGCAUUUGAACGCAACGUAGCAAAAGUUGAAAUGUUCUUUUUGCAGUUGACAUGUGCCAAUGCAGGUAACAUCUGGCAGUCAAGUUUUUUUUAAACAUGCAGUUUGUCGAGUAUGUUGGGUUUCAGCGGGAGUAUCUUGGGGUUGUCUAUUAAAUGUUUUUCGAAGAG